Molecule: messenger RNA, 4130 nt
Organism: Trichosurus vulpecula (common brushtail)
Lineage: Eukaryota; Metazoa; Chordata; Mammalia; Diprotodontia; Phalangeridae
Gene: KLHL23
Product: kelch like family member 23
Exons: 4
Coding region: 405-2081 (558 amino acids)
Molecular function (GO): protein binding
Source: RefSeq, a predicted model, not a curated record
GGACGACUUUUUGGCGGCACGAGGCAGGGUGCGUGCGGAACUGAGCCCUUGGGGACGCCAUCCCCUCGGCCGCCUGGGGGGGGGGGUACAAAGCACCUUCCCGGCGUCCCCGGCUGCCGCCUCCGCUGUCAGCCUGUGCGUGUGUGUGUUGGGGGGAGGGGGGGUCACGGGAGUGACAGCGGGGGAGGGGCGGGCUUGGUCGAGGGGCGGGGGGAGCGGCUGAGGCACCAAAGUAGGAGCGGCCCCGGGGCGCGCUCUCUGGCUGGCCCCCGCCGCAGCCGCCUCGCGGGUCCAAAGAUGGUCAGAGGGGCGGGAGGAGCCGCCGCAUUCGCCUCAGCGUCCGCGUCUCUUUAGUCUUCGGGGCCCCCAGUCCAGUCCCCGGCCCCCGGUGGGGCGCUCGCGCAAUGGCACUUAAAGGGCAAGAAGACUAUGUCUAUCUUUUCAAAGAUCUUUCUCAUCCUUUGGAUUUCUUAGAAGCAUUCAGAACAUUCUACCUUGAUGGAUUAUUUACUGAUAUAACACUUCAGUGUCCUUCAGGUAGUAUCUUCCAUUGUCAUAAAGCUGUUUUAGCUGCCUGCAGCAAUUAUUUUAAAGCAAUGUUCACAGCUGAUAUGAAAGAAAAGUUCAAAAAUAAAAUAAAACUCCCUGGGAUCCACCAUGAAGUUCUAGAAGGUCUUAUAAAUUAUGCAUACACUUCACAAAUCAGAAUAACCCAAAGAAACGUUCAAAGCCUCCUUGAAGCAGCAGACUUACUACAAUUUUUUCCUGUCAAGAAAGCUUGUGAGCAGUUUUUGGUGAGGCACCUUGAUGUUGAUAAUUGCAUAGGAAUGCAUUCCUUUGCAGAAUUUCAUGUGUGUCCAGAAUUAGAGAAGGAAUCCAGAAGGAUGCUUUUAUCAAGGUUCAAGGAAGUAUGGCAACAAGAAGAAUUUCUUGAAAUCAGCAGUGAAAAAUUAUUCUUUAUUUUGUCCAGAAAGAAUCUAAGUGUUUGGAAAGAAGAAACUGUCAUAGAACCAAUUAUUAAAUGGACAGCACAUGAUGUUGAAAAUCGAAUUGAAGGCAUUUAUGAUCUUCUAAGCUAUGUGGAAGUAGAUAUAGAUCAAAUGUACUUGAAGACUGCUUUGAGUCUUCAGAGAAGACACCUACUAACUGAAAAUAAGUUAAGAGCCUUAAUAUAUAAUGCUCUAAGUCCUAUGCGUAAGGAAGUUUCCCAGAGGUCCACAGCCACUAUGUAUGUAAUUGGAGGCUAUUAUUGGCAUCCCUUAUCAGAGGUUCACAUAUGGGAUCCUUUAAUAAAUGUUUGGAUUCAGGGAGCAGAAAUACCAGAUUAUACCAGAGAAAGCUAUGGUGUUACAAGUUUGGGACCCAACAUUUACGUUACAGGUGGUUAUAGGACAGAUAACAUAGAAGCCCUUGACUCUGUCUGGAUCUAUAAUAGUGAAACUGAUGAAUGGACUGAAGGCUCCCCCAUGCUCAAUGCGAGAUAUUAUCAUUGUGCAGUUACCUUAAGUGGUUGUGUCUAUGCCUUGGGAGGUUACAGAAAAGGAGCUCCAGCAGAAGAAGCAGAGUUCUAUGAUCCUUUAAAAAAGAAAUGGAUUCCUAUUGCAAAUAUGAUUAAAGGUGUGGGAAAUGCUACUGCCUGUGUCUUACGGGAAAUCAUCUAUGUCAUUGGAGGCCACUGUGGUUACAGGGGAAGCUGCACUUAUGAUAAAGUCCAGAGUUACAACUCAGACAUCAAUGAAUGGAGUCUGGUCACCUCUAGUCCACAUCCAGAAUAUGGAUUGUGUUCAAUUCCAUUAGAAAAUAAGCUAUAUCUUGUUGGUGGACAAACCACAAUUGCAGAAUGCUAUGACCCUGAACAAAAUGAAUGGACAGAGAUAGCUCCCAUGAUGGAAAGGAGAAUGGAGUGUGGUGCCGUCAUCAUGAAUGGAUGUAUCUAUGUAACUGGUGGAUAUUCCUAUUCAAAAGGAACCUAUCUUCAGAGCAUUGAGAAAUAUGAUCCUGAACUUAAUAAAUGGGAAAUAGUGGGUAAUCUUCCUAGUGCCAUGCGUUCACAUGGAUGUGUUUCUGUCUACAAUGUAUAAUGCAAUCUAUGAAAACCACUGAAUAGAAAAAAAAACAAAACCAAAACAAAACCCAAAACAGUUCACACCUAGCAGUGUACCAGUAAAAUCUUAUUUCGUAUCAAAAUAUUAUUUGGACACUGGAGUUAUCCACUAUACUCUAUACUUUUCAAAAGUAACAUUAUUGUUAAUACUUCCUUGGACAGCUACAUAAUAAAUGGCAGAAGGUCAAAGAUAUCUGUAGUCACGCAUUCCUUCUCCUUAUCACAGUAUUGAUGCUGGUAACAUAUCAGAACCAUACUGUGAAAUUGAUACUCAGUUUUUGCCCUUAGUGUCAUGGGCAUUGUGUAUUAAAAUACAGUCUAACAGAUGAUUGAAGUGAAUAGAGGAAAUCUUUUCUACCUCUAUACAAUUUUUCAAUACUUGCUGAAACUUUUUUCAGCUCAAAGUACUGUGGAAUGUAACACGAAACUAGACACAAUCAUCUUGUCUAGUUUUCUAUUUCUCAUGCAGUUUGUAUAAUCUUUUCAAGUGACUUGAUAGGUAUUAUUUUAUAUUUACCGAGUAUUAACAAUGUUGUAUAAAACAGUUACUGCCUAAGAGUUUACAACCUAAUUCUGAAAGGAUGGCAAAACUGAAAAAUGAGAGUAGAAUAAAAUUGCUUAGUUGACUUUGUAUUACAGAGUAUCAAAAGUUUUGGGUUUGUUUGUUUUUAACUAAUGUGAACCUUUAUGCAAACAAGGUUAAGGUUUAGGUUUCUGUAGUUUAUGCAUGUGAAAAAAAAUAUCCAGUAUCAUCCCUGAUUAGAAAUAUUUACUUUUAUAUAGAAUGUAUUUUAGAGCUGGAAGGAACCUUGUGUGUUCUUCACCCAACCAAUUCAUUUUUUUCGAACAGAUAAUAAGAAAGGCUUUGUUAGGUUAUUUGUUUAAAUUUUAAACUCUAAAGUGAAAAAGCCUUAAAAUUCUUGAAUUCUUUUGUUUUGGAAAUAAAUGACCAUAUGUAGAGUUAAAGAAAACGCUCCUGAAAUGACAGAAAUUGUGUUGAAGCCCAUUCUGAAUUGUUAAAAAAUACUAGUUAUAAAAUAGAAUGGAAUAUUAGAACAGGAAAGGAUCUUAGGGAUCAUCUAGUCCAACAAAGCAGAAAAUGGAAAAGAAAUACAGAAACAUUGAAAAACUCUAGACUUACCAAGUCAACCUUGUCUAGGAAUGUAUUUUUAAAAAUAGAUGUGAAUUUCUGAUUGCCUCCUAUAUGCUAUCAUUAUUUAAAUGCCUUCUCUGUAUGGCCUUUUUUUAAACUCCUGUAGUGCUUAUUGUUGGUACUUGAGGUUCACAAUCCUUGUAGAGUAUUGAUUCCUUUUUUUAAUGUUAAAAUAUUUCAGACUUCUACAUUAUAGUAGUUUGAUUAGUAUCCAUUGAUUAAGAAAGUAUGUAGCCACAAAAGCCUUUUAUGAAUUCAUUAAUAUUUGAAAAUUUAUUUCUAUUUUAUUAAUCACAACAGCAUCUACAUACGUUUAAAAAUAGUAUUGUGUACAUAUAUGAGACAUUUAUUUAUUUAGGCAUGUUUGCUUUUUUAUGGAUUAACAGAGCUCUUGCAAUAAUUCCUCUACAGUCCACAGGUUUGGAUCCACUAGUCUAGACUGCUCAUCUAGCACAAAUUUGUAGUAACAAAUCCAGUGCUAGUUUGUAUUGUUAUUUAGAGGACUAGACUAGAAGAUCUUCUAUGGCCCCUUCCAGAUCUAAAUCUAUGAUCCUAUGGUCUUUUAAUGUAUUCAUCCUGUGUCCCUGACAGAUUAUAAGCACGUUGAUGGCAGUGACAUUGUCUUAUACCUCUAUUUCCCCAGUGCCUAUCAACUAUUCCCUGCAAUAGUAAAUAUUAAAUAAAUUAAUGUUUGUCAAUAAUAUCAAUUGUACAUUUUUAAAAAACUGGUUGAAGUGCUUGAAGAUGCUUGAAGUUUGUGCUACUAAGUACUUUUAACAGUUUGUCUUCUUUAAAAAUCUUAUUUAUGUUUUUAAUUUGCACUCUGAAGAAAGGAUUGAAUAAAGGUAAAUUUCAGCUGUGUUUGAAUUAUCA